AUGCCCAUAUGCGGCGGAACUUUCAAGCUAGAGGAAGCGACCAUCGAUCAGAUGCAGAAGGCCAUGCAAGAUGGGAUCACGACUUCCCAAAAGCUAGUGAUCUGCUACAUGCAGCGGACCUUCCAGACACAGGAAUACGUUAACUCACUUAUGCAGAUGAACCCCGACGUUUUAGCCAUCGCGGCCAAGAUGGACGAGCUGAGAAAAGCAGGCCAAGUUCUGGGCCCGUUACAUGGCAUACCAUUUACCGUCAAGGACAACAUCGCUAAUAAAGACAAUAUGGAGACCACGGCCGGCAGUUGGGCUCUCCUAGGUAGUAUCGUACCCCGCGAUGCUUUCGUCGUUGCUCGUCUCAGGGCAGCCGGAGCAGUUCUUUUCGGCAAGGCAACAAUGAGCGAGUGGGCGGACAUGCGGAGCACAGGGUAUUCCGAGGGUUACUCGCCGAGAGGUGGACAGACACGAAGUCCUUACAAUCUUGCAUUGAAUCCUUAUGGCAGCAGUUCCGGCAGCGCGGUCGGCGUAGCCGCCAAUGCAAUUGCUUUCUCUCUAGGAACUGAGACUGACGGGAGCGUCAUCAGUCCCGCUUGUAGGAACGCUGUCGUGGGCUUCAAGCCAACGGUCAGUCUGACCUCUAGGGAUGGAGUGAUACCAGAAUGCGAGCAUCAGGAUACUGUCGGAACUUUCGGCCGAACAGUCCGGGAUGCCGUAUACGCACUUGAUGCUAUCUACGGUGAAGAUUCGAGAGACAAUUACACCGAGGCUCAGCGCGGGAAGACGCCGUCUUCUGGAGGUUAUGCACAAUUUCUCACCAACAAAGCGAGUCUGAAGAAUGCAACUUUUGGCAUUCCCUGGAACAGCUUUUGGGUUCAUGCAAGCGCAGAAAACAAGGCGCAACUUGGUCAACUCAUCGAGCUAAUCAAGACCGCCGGGGCUCGUGUCAUAAAUUCUACCGAAAUAGGAGACUUUGACAAUAUCGUCAGAAAGACUGGCUGGGACUGGGACUGGCGCGCAAAGGAUCUUAAAAGACCACACGAAUCGGAAUACACGGUUGUUAAAGUCGGCUUCUACAACAACAUCAAGAAAUAUCUCUCUGAGCUUCAGCAUACGAACAUACGCUCGCUCGAAGACAUCAUUCGUUUCAAUUACGAAAACGACGGGACUGAAGGCGGGUAUCCUUACGGAGAGAACUACACCGAGGGCAAUAGAACCUUAUACCGCGGCCAUCCAGGUUUCCGCACCGGACAGAACGGUUUCCUGAUGUCCAAUGACACUCAGGGCAUCCAGAAUGACACCUAUUGGAAGGCUCUGGAGUUUAUGCAAAGGACAACGCGUGGUGGUAUUGACGCGGCUCUGAAUCCCAGAGGUGUCAAACUAUCGGGCUUACUUGUGCCCUCAUCCGUGGGCAAAACCUUUCAAAUUGCAGCUCAAGCUGGAUACCCCAUGGCUACAAUACCUGCAGGCGUGGAUCCUGUUUCUGGUAUGCCGUUCGGACUCGGUAUCAUGCAGACGGCAUUCGGCGAGGAGGAACUUGUCCGCUGGGCCAGCGCCAUCGAAGACUUGCAGUUGACUUCUGACACACAGCUGAAGAGAACACGACCGAAGUGGUACAGAUACUUGGAGAGGCCACUGCCAAUCAGACGAGACACAUGA
Messenger RNA from Colletotrichum navitas, 1650 nucleotides. Its product is annotated as glutamyl-tRNA amidotransferase subunit A. The record is from RefSeq and is a predicted model, not a curated record. NCBI's taxonomy places the organism in Eukaryota, Fungi, Ascomycota, Sordariomycetes, Glomerellales, Glomerellaceae. The transcript is spliced from 4 exons. The coding region runs from base 1 to 1650 and encodes 549 amino acids.